Molecule: messenger RNA, 6494 nt
Organism: Mirounga angustirostris (Northern elephant seal)
Lineage: Eukaryota; Metazoa; Chordata; Mammalia; Carnivora; Phocidae
Product: NADH dehydrogenase [ubiquinone] 1 alpha subcomplex subunit 1-like
Exons: 1
Coding region: 6170-6382 (70 amino acids)
Source: RefSeq, a predicted model, not a curated record
CCAGAAGUAAUUUUCCACCCAGAAAGUGACUUCUUUGUUGCCACCAUUGAUUCAUACCAGGAAAAUAUCUGAUAGGAUGAGAGUUUUUCAUGGGUUUUGAAACACUUAUUCUUUUUAUUCUUUCUUUCUUUUAGAUUUAUUUAUUUAUUAGAGCGAGAGAGAGAGAAAGCAUGAGCGAGGGGAGAGGCAGAGGGAGAGGGAAAGAUGCAGACUCCCUGGUGAGCACAGGGCCCAACUUGGGGCUCAAUCCCAAGAGCCUGAGAUCAUGACCUGAGCAGAAACCAAGAGUGGGGCGCUUAACUGACUGAGCCACCCAACACUUUUGCUCUUCUGAGUGAAUAUCACAACUCCGUGGUUUUAUCCCAUAAACUCAGUGUUGUUUUUCUUCUGCUCUCCAUUAUCUUUCCUUUGUUUCAACCUUCCUAAGCAUAACUCCUUAACUUGGGUUGAAAGGAGAUCUGUUUUAACCUGCUUAAGAAUGAAGAAGUAGGGGCGCCUGGGUGGCUCAAUUGUUAAGCGUCUGCCUUCAGCGCAGGUCAUGAUCCCAGGGUCCUGGGAUCAAGCCCCACAUUGGGCUCCCUGCUCCGUGGGAAGCCUGUUUCUCCCUCUCCCACUCCCCCUGCUUGUGUUCCCUCUCUCGCUGUGUCUCUCUCUGUCAAAUAAAUAAAUAAAUAAAUCUUAAAAAAAAAAAAAAGAAUGAAGCAGUAAAAAGCACGAUUGCACUUUACUGUUCGAAGGCGGCACUAUGUAAAGCAGGGGGGUGGCACGCUAGAGCCAUAGGCUAAAUGCCACCUAGUUUUGUCAGUAAAGCUCCAUUGGCACACAGCUGCACCCAUUUUUUUUUUUUGCUAUUGUCUAUGGCUGCUUUCCUGCUACCAGGGCAGAGCUGAAUAGUUGUUGGAGACCCACAAAACCUAAAACAUUACUCUCUGGUGCUUCACAGAAUAAGUUUGUUGACUGUUAUCCGAAAGGAGUGCGACAAGAAAACUGUACAAGUCUCCGAUGGGGUCUCGGUUUUCAAAAUCUUUUUUCUAUAUAGUGAAGACAUGUUCUUUAAAAGGUUCUAGAAGAAUUCCUGACAUGAGGUCCCACAUUGAAAGACUACAGAAAAGUCUCUCUUCAACUUCUUUCUUCAGCCACCUUGUUCCCUUCCCUGGAGGCUGUUUUAUCAAAUUGUUCUGGGUCCUGCCUGCUAUGUACCAUGCAAAGGUGAUUGUUUUAUCAUAAUGUUUAAGCAGCGUUCUUAUUUUGGAUGAAAUUAUAUUUCUCUCUUUAGUGAGAAAAGAAUAAUUAUGGACUAAUAAAAAAUGUACAGGGGAAAGGUUCAGCUUGUGACGGAUAUUGUGCGCAUGCUGUGGGUCCAGCCCUCAACUGAUGCAGCAGAGAAUAUGGAAGACCUGCAGGAUGUGGUCUGGCUGGGGGAGGGCCCAAUAUGAUGCUUGAACUGAAUCCUGAAGGAUGAGUAGGAGUAGAGUAGAUGCAUCUUUAUGUUAGAAACACUGGCAGGGGAGCGUCUGGGUGGCUCAGUCGUUAAGCGUCUGCCUUCGGCUCAGGUCCUGAUCCCAGGGUCCUGGGAUCGAGCCCCACAUCGGGCUCCCUGCUCUGCGGGGUGUCUGCUUCUCCCUCUCCCACUCCCCCUGCUUGUGUUCCCUCUCUCACUGUAUCUCUCUCUGUCAAAUAAAUAAAUAAAAUCUUUAAAAAAAAAAAAGAAAAACACUGGCAUGGCCAGUCAUUGGCUACUCCAAACAUUUCCCAAGGAUGCACUCGAAACAUAGUGAGCCCACUUCCUCCAUCUGGAGCAUCCUGAAAAUUGUGAGUCAUUGUGAGGGCUCUCUGUAUUCUCACUAACAGGCAGAGAGGCUUUGGUGGUGAGAAACCCAGCUUCCCACCCUAGACUUUAGAAUAGCUCCACGAUCUUUUUUCUCUUCCCUGCUCUACCCCAGCUGCUCUCUAGACCAGUGCUAUCCAAAAAACAAAACGUAAAAUAAAAUAAAAUAAAAUAAAAUGUGAGCCACAUGUAUUAUUUGACAUUUUCUGGUGGCCAUAUUAAAAAGUAGAAAGAAACAGAUGAAAUUAAUUUUAGUAGUAUAAUAUUAUAUGUAUUAACUUCAGUAGUAUAAUGUUAUAUUAUACUACCAAAUGCUAUAGCAAUUAUACAACACAGCUCUAGAUUCUGUAUAAAGAGGAUGUACAGAUCUACCACUUGCUCAUGGCAGAAUCCCUGGGUAUGUGUCACAAAGCACAAGUAUAUAUAUUAAUAUCUCAAUGCAUCUCACGUUGGGUUAUGAAUAUCUUUGUGUUUGAGAUGUGAAGGGGUUCAGGACAGACACCCCCCCCCCCCCCCAGAAUGUGCCACUUUGGCAUGUGGAUUAUUUUGAGCUGAAGGCACUUGAAACUCUGCAGGAGUCUCAAGAGAAACUUGUCCCUCCCUUAACCACACAGAAGAAUCUAAAUUGGGGGUUUUCCCAGAAUAAGGGUUAUUAACAGAGAUAAAUUUUAUCUGAGUGACCCAUCUGGAUGGUAGGGCAAACAUAAUUACUAAACCUCUGCUCUUCUUACCACCCUGUGAAAUGCAUUCCUUUCUUCUGAACUCCCAGACCCCUACCCGCCCCUCCUUGGUUCAGAAUGACAUAUAGACCUCAUUUUGCCUGACUGUUUUUGGAAUUUCCAUGUCUACAUGGAUUCCCCGUAUGUAUGCCUGUUAAAUUUGAUUUUCUUCUGUUAAUCUGCCUCAUGUCAAUAUGAUUCUUAGUCCAGCCAGAAGGACCUUUGAGGGGACAGGAAUUCUUCCUCCCCAACAAGCUGAAAGCAGUAUAUUGCAGUCAUGUAUGAGGCUUGCUAUUGGAUUUGGUAGUCGGCCUUCUUGCUGUUUUUUUCUGGUGGCUCUCCAGGUCCUCUAGCCCUACCUUUGCCUCUGGAUUUUGAGAAAGUACUUCCUUCUUUCUUCCUUAGAAUUCUCCAGAUGCUGCAUUGCAUUCUUAAACAGAGAGAAGAUGUCAGUCAGUUGGGUUUGCUGUUCUAGCAUUUGUCACUCUCUACGCAGGACCGUUGUAGAGGAAAUUUACUUGGCAGGUCCUUUCAGAUUCUCCUUAAGAACAUUUGCAAGUGGGGCGCCUGGGUGGCUCAGUCGUUAAGCGUCUGCCUUCAGCUCAGGUCAUGUUCCCAGGGUCCUGGGAUUGAGCCCCUCAUUGGGCUCCCUGCUCAGCGGGAAGCCUGCUUCUCCCUCUCCCACUCCCCCUGCUUGUGUUCCCUCUCUCUCUGUCUCUCUCUCUGUCAAAUAAAUAAGUAAAAAUCUUUUAAAAAAACAAAAAAACAUUUGCAAGUAAUGAGCAAUUUUUGCGUUCAAAGGAGAAUAACAUUGACAGUAAAAUCUAAUUGCCAGUGUUGUACUUCUACAUUCUGUCUUUAAAAAAUUUAUCUGAGUAUAGUUGUUACAUAGUGUUACAUUAGUUUCACAUGUACAACACAGUGAUUCAAAGAUUUUGUCCUUGAUAUGGAUAUAGUUUAUAAAAUAGCAGACCUCCUUGCAAAUUUCAGGUAGAAGUUACUGGUGAUUAGCAAAUUUGGCCCUUCUCAUCAUUAGAAUGGAAAAAAAAUGGAACUUUUAUUUAUUUUUUAUUUUUUUUAAUUUUUAAAGAUUUUACUUAUUUAUUUGUCAGAGAGAGAGAGAGAGAGCACAGGCAGGGGGAGCGGCAGGCUCCCAGCUGAGCAAGGAUCCCGAUGUGGGACUCCAUUCCAGGGUCCCGGGAUCAUGACCUGAGCCGAAGGCAGAUGCUUAACUGACUGAGCCACCCAGGUGCCCCAAUCAAACAUUUUUUUGACUCAACUUUGCUAAUAGGGUGGGUGCUAGACAGUGACUUGGAGUCCUGUAUUCAGAGAAUUCAAUCUGAUAUUAGGGGCAGUUAGGAAGAGAUUCAUAGCCAAGUAACAUCUGAUUCUUUCGAGUGCUUCAAUGGCGAGAUAGAAUAAUGUCAUGGCAUCUUACUGGGGAGGUGAUGACAUGGAUGCAAGGCUUUCUAUGUUACCGAGAGAAGCUGCCCACGCAUGUGGACAUGCACAAGAAUGAUUUGCUCCAACCUAGAAUAGAGUUGGGUAAAUUUCUGAAAUUGUGACAUGUUUUAUGAAGGGAUUCUAUAAUAGCAAUAAUGGGACUUUCAGCUGUUGAAUGAACAGUGGGAAAUGCUAUGCAGAUGGGAAUUUAUUAAAUUCGUAAAUUGCACCAAGCCUCCCUUUCUACAGCUCUCUUGAUUCCUGGCCAUUUCCGGCUUGAUAAUAAAUAAUUGUAUAUUAGGAUAGUUCUUCUCUAAUCUAAAAGAGAAUAAUGGCCUGUAGCAGGUGGGGAGUCUCUAAUGCUAAUGACCCAAUCAAAGUUGUUUUAAAAUGUCAGUUAACAAAGGCGAACCAUAAUAUUGGAGCAGAAAAUCCUUUAAGUGGCUACAUAAAGGAUGCCUUUCUAAUAGCUAUGUAAAUGAUGUUUUCCUUAAUUUAGGAGUGAGAUUUAAUGUUUAUUGGACAUUUGUUUUAAAUUUAGCAUGUCGUCUAGUCUGUUGAUCUCAACAGUGCAUUUCAAUUCAGACUAAGCCCGUUUUAAGUGCUCAAUAGUGGUUCUCUCUGGCGUGCCAGGCUCUGUGGCUGGGGGCACAGAAAUAGGAAGCUUUGGUGUCCAGAAUACAUCCUUAAUAAGAGUUUAUAUAUAAUGUUACUUCUGUCCUUAGUGAUUAGGGGAAUAUGAGGGCGGGGCUAACCUUAACCUAUGGUUUGUAUCUUGCAAAGCUGGGACUCACCAAAGCCAAAGCCCCCUUCAUGGAGAGAAUGGAGCUGAAUUCUCAGAGCAAACUGCCUGGUCAGGGGUGGCCUCCCUGGAAAACUACUGACCUGAAUUAGAUAGAAGGCAGCCUCCCCCAUAACAGCAUCCUCUUGAUCAUCACACUUGAUCAGAGUGUGGUAGUGUUUCUCUGCAUCUGUUUUCUCUGUGUUUAAUCUGGAGCCAGACAAUAUGGUUUGGCUAGUUUUGGAAUAGCAGUUAUUUGCUUUUGGUAUCUUUCGGGUCUUGCAGAAACAGGCCAGCUUAACCCAAUUCAGCCCAGGCAGAAAGAAUUCAGAAAGAGCAUCAAAGGAAAAAUAACAUAUAACCUAGAAUAUCACAUGGAAAUACAGCACAGCUCAGGUAAAUGCUUGAGGUAUUUUUAUUUUGUUUUAUCUUGCUUUCUUUGAUUCCUCAACUGCAACUUCAUUCUUAGGCCACCCAUAGAAACUCAGGAAGACAACCAUGAUAGCUACUAACUAACUAAACAUGAUAGCUACUAACUUCAGGGGUUAAGCUACUUCGAAUUUACAUCCUAGAAAUAAGGCUUAUUAUGAAGGCCAAACUGCCCUUGGUGGGAUUCCACAGCUGUGAGAAAAUGCAGCCGACCCAAACAAGGUAAUGUAUUUUUUGUCCACGCCAGAGGUUUUCUUCAGCAAAGAGGUAGGUAAAUAUGGUGGCAUAUACUUAUCACAUAACUGAAAAUGUCUUUUUUUUUUUUUAAUAAGACAUCUCUUUUUUUCACCCAGAGACACACCUGGAAGUGACUUACCAUGCAAGGGAGCAUAUGUGUUGCCAAAAACUUUUUAAGCCCUUUUGCCAUACCUUAUUUAACUUAAGAAAUCCUAUUUUAUGAUAGUCAUCAAAGACAAAGUGGUAAAAUUAUAAAUCACUUACAUGUAAUGCAGCUAUAUGAAAAACAGUAAGAGUAUAAGUCAUUUACGUGCAAAAUAGCUAUAUGAAAUCACAUUAAAAAGUAACUCACCAAGGGGCGCCUGGCUGGCUCAGUUGGUAGAGCAUGCAACUCUUUUUUUUUUUUUUUAAAGAUUUUAUUUAUUUAUUCAUGAGAGACAGAGAGAGAGAGAGAGGGAAAGAGAGAGGGAGGCAGAGGGAGGGGCAGGGAGCCCGAUGCGGGACUCGAUCCCAGAAUGCUGGAAUCAUGACCUGAGCUGAAGGCAGAUGCUUAACCAUCUGAGCCACCCAGGGGCCCCGAGCAUGCAACUCUUGACCUCGGGGUCAUGAAUUUGAGCCCCACGUUGGGUGUGGAGCCUUCUUUUUAAAAAAGUAAUUCGGGGAGGGGGCCGAGGCCGGGUCACCUUUACUGGGCCGGGAAGGCAGGGGUUUGGCUCUGGCAACCGCGCUGCGAUGUGGUUCGAGAUCCUGCCCGGGAUCGGCGUCACGGCCGUGUGCUUGGUCCUCCCGGGCAUGGCCACAGCGCACAUCCACAGGUUCAGUAACGGGGGCAAGGAAAAAAGGGUUGCCUAUUAUCCAUAUCAGUGGAGUUUGAUGCAAAGAGAUAGGCGGGUCUCUGGAGUUAAUCGUUACUAUGUGUCAAAGGGUUUGGAGAAUAUCGAUUAAGGAAGCAUUUUCCUGAUUGAUGAAAAGUAACUCAGUCAUACUCAUCUACCCCUUCUAGAAGGUUAUGCAGUGUAUUAAUGUAGUGCAUAAUAAAAACAACAAAAAAGUAAAA